CACACACACACACUAAAGGCAGGCGGGCUGGUGGGCGCAUUUCUGCUCAUAAAUCGUAGCGGUCGAGCGGAGGGAGGCAGCGAGCAGCCCAAUGAUGACGCCGUACCCGGCUCAUAGGGGCUCUCCGUCGGCCAUGAGUCUUAAGCCAGCGGCUCUCUGGUGGGCGAUACUGGUGUAAAAUGCAGCGGGUCACACUGGCAGCGCUGGUCGGCCUAGCUGAGCCCGGCUGCUCGCCUCGGCCGCUCCCGUUUCAGCUUUAGUACUUACUACUGCCUUCUUUUUUUUAUUAUCGCGGCGUUAUUGUUUUCAGGUCAAGGGUUUCCCGAGCGGCUCGUUUGGACUAAAAAUGGCCGGAGAUGGCGGCGCUCUAAAGGAUAUUAAUGAGAUUAAGUCGCAGUUCCGGACCAGAGAGGGCUUCUACAAGCUGCUCACCCUCUCCGACUCCCAGCAGCGGGGCGGGCUGCCAAGGGGUCCCUCCGCCGGGGCAACGCUGGGCCCCGCGGCUGGAGCCGGCCCGAUACCCGGUGGAGGGGUCGGGCUGUUGCAGGGGCCCGGUGCCGCCGCUGCAGCAGCUGCCGCAGCCGUCGCUUCCUCAUCGAAUGCCGCAGCUAAUUCCUCCCCGGCGGGUUUCCUGCCGCCGGUACGGGUCUCCAUGGUCAAGCUCCAGCCCGAAGACCCGGGCGAGGAGUCAGAGCGGGUGUGCUUCAACAUCGGCAGGGAGCUUUAUUUCUACACGUACACUAACAUUAAGAAGGCAGUGGACCUGAGCAAGCCAAUUGACAAAAGGAUUUACAAGGGCACGCAGCCCACGUGUCACGACUUCAACCAGUACUCGGCGUCAGCUGACAGUGUGGCACUCAUCGUGGGCUUUUCGGCCGGGCAGGUGCAGUACUUGGAUCCCAUCAAGAAGGAGACCAGCAAGCUCUUCAAUGAGGAGCGUCUAAUCGACAAAUCCAAGGUAACGUGUCUGAAAUGGCUCCCCAAGUCUGAGAACCUGUUCCUGGCCUCUCACUCGAGUGGCCACCUUUAUCUCUACAACGUGGAGCAUCCAUGCGGCACGGCUGCGCCUCAGUACUCGCUUCUGCGCCAAGGGGAGGGCUUCGCCGUGUACGCCUGCAAAACCAAGACACCCCGAAACCCUCUUCUGCGCUGGGCCGUGGGCGAGGGCGGCCUAAACGAGUUCUCCUUCUCGCCCGAUGGGGUCCACGUGGCAUGCGUGGGCCAGGAUGGCUGCCUGCGGGUCUUCCACUUUGACUCCAUGGAGCUCCAGGGCGUCAUGAGGAGUUACUUUGGAGGACUGUUGUGUGUCUCAUGGAGCCCAGAUGGCAAGUACCUGGCCACGGGGGGGGAGGACGACCUGGUCACCGUGUGGUCCUUCGCCGAGAGCCGGGUGGUGGCCCGCGGGCAUGGACACAAAUCCUGGGUCAACGUGGUGGCGUUUGACCCCUUCACCACAUCCCUGGAGGACGAGGAACCCAUGGAACUCAGUGGGAGUGAGGAGGACCUCCACCAGGGAGGGGCGCCCAACAAUACUACCCCACACUUUGGACGGGUGCGCACCAGCAGCACCCUGUCACGGCUCUCCCGGCACAGCUCCAAAGGCGGCGGCUCAGCGGCUGUCACCUACCGAUUCGGAUCCGUCGGACAGGACACCCAGUUUUGUCUGUGGGACCUUACAGAUGAUGUUCUAUACCCUCGUCUGCCGCUUUCGCGAGCCUUUACAAAUACUUUUGGACCCACGCUGCCCAACUCUGUGGGUGGUGGAGUGGAGGGCCACCACCACCCACCUGUUGUGGGCACUUCCAACCCGCCCACGCUGCCUCUCCCACUCCCUCGCUCCCUCUCCCGCUCCAACUCACUUCCCCACCCAGCGGUCGCAAACACCUCCAAGACCCAGGGCGCCACGGAGGGCGGCACUGGGGGAACAGGAAGUGGUACCGGUACCGUGGGGAGUGCCCCAGGUAACACCGCGCCGUUCAGCAUCGGCCGCUUUGCCACGCUUUCCCUCCAGGAGCGCAAGUCGGACAAGUCGGUGGUGGGUGGCGGGGUGGAGAAAGAACACAAACGCUACCACAGCCUGGGUAAUAUCAGCAAAAGUAACGAUAAGAUCAAUGUGGCACCGCGGGGUGGCGGGCGCCUGGAUGCCGCCAAAGUUCUGGGCACCACGCUUUGCCCGCGUAUGCAUGAGGUGCCACUGUUGGAGCCACUCGUGUGCAAAAAGAUCGCCCAUGAGAGACUCACCGUGCUAGUCUUCAUGGAUGACUGUAUCAUCACGGCGUGCCAGGAGGGGCUCAUCUGCACCUGGGCCAGGCCUGGCAAGGCGAACUUAACAGCACAGAACGGAAACUCUCCAAGCGGCACGGUGGUAUAGCUGCACCUUCAUCACUCCUCCUACCAUCCCUAAACGGAAGGCAACCGAAAACACCCGACCACUUCACCAAUGCAGUAUUACCCUCUGCUCAUCCUGCAGAAGCCACGGCCAGCUAUAUUUAAGUAAUUUAUUUCAUCAUUAAACUGUCUAGUAAUUUAUACUGUAAAUAGUCAAAGUACUCUUUAAUGGCAAGGAGGCGCUACAGGAAGCAAGUGAACACAUUGUACGUGGCAACGCACUGAAUGUCUUUCCAGGAGUUCUGUCUUGAUGUCACUGUCUCUUUUUGAGUUGAUGCCGGCCGGUUACUGUCAAGAUGCUUCAAGGGGCUCCGAAAGCGGCAUGUCGAGCUCGGGUCCAAGUCACGUGACCACACGCACAAAACACACUGUUGCUGAUGGGAUAGCUGCAGAGUCAUAUGUGUCGUAUUCAUUCAUGUUGCACAAAGGAGUAUUACAAACCUGGGGUGGUGCAGGGAACCGAACUAUGAAGAUGACGGAGGGGAAAUUAAAGAAAAUGUUCAACCUUAAAAUGAAAAUAAUGAAAGUUAAAAUGUUUUUUCUUUUUGGCAAAAAGUUGCAAUCCUUUUUAAAAAUCACUCUUUUGUUCAAAGAAAAACUAUGCAAGUCUUAGGGGGGGGGGUGUAAAAGUACAUUUGAAAGAAGAAAUUCUUCCAAAAAAAGUCUAGAACACUUGCUUUUUUAUAUAAUUUAAAAGAAGCGUUUAAAAGAGCAUUCUUUAAGGGGAAAAUAGUCAUAUUACAGUUGGGGGAAAGUUGCAUUUAAUUUUGAGCAGGGGGUAGUGGUGUGGAUACGCAAUUUUUGAGAAUAUCUUUUUUUCCACAAAUAUUGCAACUUUUUCCAGGAAGAAAAUAUACUUUUUGGGGGAGGAAGAAUGCUACAAUCUUGAGGACAUAAAUGUUUGUUUUUCUUUUUUUUUUUGUGGGCAAAAGACAAACGUGCCAAUUUUUACGUGACUUUAUUUUGUACACACAGUUCAUUUGCUUUUCAUCCAAUUUUUCUGCUUUAAUUUUGCUGUGUUUGAUUUUUUUCCCCUUUCCAGUGUGGCCCUGAUACUCCUUGGUAGUGUUGCACCUGAAUUGCCUCUUGCAAUAAUUUGCACAGACAAAAAAAAAGUCACCGUCUCUCCACUCAAUACAUUCGUCAAUACAUAAAAGCUACAUUUGUUUCAAAGUCUCCUGUGAUUAUUUUAUGCUUUGCAGCCAUAAUAAAAAAACAAGCCUAGUA
Molecule: messenger RNA, 3615 nt
Organism: Hippocampus zosterae (dwarf seahorse)
Lineage: Eukaryota; Metazoa; Chordata; Actinopteri; Syngnathiformes; Syngnathidae
Product: WD repeat-containing protein 20
Exons: 4
Coding region: 347-2371 (674 amino acids)
Molecular function (GO): protein binding
Source: RefSeq, a predicted model, not a curated record